Messenger RNA from Vitis vinifera (wine grape), 1067 nucleotides. Its product is annotated as peroxidase 21. The record is from RefSeq and is a predicted model, not a curated record. Gene Ontology annotation, molecular function: heme binding; peroxidase activity. The transcript is spliced from 5 exons. Gene Ontology annotation, biological process: hydrogen peroxide catabolic process; response to oxidative stress. NCBI's taxonomy places the organism in Eukaryota, Viridiplantae, Streptophyta, Magnoliopsida, Vitales, Vitaceae. Bases 2 to 988 code for a protein of 328 amino acids.
AAUGGCCCGCAACAGGCGUCAACUUAGUGACCCCGGCAUCACCUUUCUGUUUCUGGCGUUACUCUUACACUUCUACUCUGGCACAAGUGUUCUCCAGCUAAAUUAUUACUCAGAGAGCUGCCCCAGAGCCGAAGAGAUCAUCAAACAGCAAGUCGUCAACCUCUACCAUAAGCAUGGAAACACAGCUGUUUCAUGGAUUAGAAAUCUUUUCCACGAUUGCAUGGUUAAGUCAUGCGAUGCCUCGCUCUUGCUGGAGACAGCGAGGGGCGUAGAGUCGGAGAAGCUUUCUUCCAGGAGCUUUGGGAUGAGAAAUUUCAAGUACAUCGACACAAUAAAAAAGGCUGUCGAGAGUGAGUGCCCACAGACGGUUUCCUGUGCUGAUAUUGUGGUCCUUUCUGCAAGAGAUGGCUUUGAGUUGUUAGGAGGACCAUACAUUGAAAUGAAGACCGGGCGACGAGACAGCAAGGAAAGCUAUGCAACAGUGGUAGAAGACUCCAUCCCUAAUCACAAUGAUUCCAUGUCAUUAGUCCUCUCCCGCUUUCAAUCCAUUGGCAUCGAUGCCGAAGGGACUGUUGCGCUUUUAGGAGCUCACUCAGUUGGUCGAGUACACUGUGUGAAUGUCGUAAAUAGGCUCUACCCCACAGUGGACCCAACCUUGGAUCCUGAGUAUGCUGAAUACCUUGAACGCCGGUGCCCUUCGCCGGAACCUGACCCAAAGGCAGUGCAGUAUGCAAGGAACGAUCUAGAAACGCCAAUGGUGCUUGAUAAUAUGUAUUACAAGAACAUUUUGAGCCACAAGGGACUACUAUUAGUUGAUCAACAACUCGUUUCAGACCCAACUACAUCUCCCUUUGUGGAGAAGAUGGCUGAUGACAAUGGCUACUUCCAUGACCAGUUCUCUAGGGCUCUGCUCUUGUUAUCUGAGAAUAACCCUCUUACCGGAGACGACGGAGAGAUUAGGAAGGACUGCCGCUAUGUGAAUGUAUAGUAGUUACAAUUCUCCCAUAAGUAAAACCAAAUGCCAACUUCUCGUAUGCUUCAAUAAAGUGAUAUCCUUAUAUAUAGAA